This is a messenger RNA of Lodderomyces margitis, 900 nucleotides long. RefSeq lists its product as uncharacterized. The coding region runs from base 1 to 900 and encodes 299 amino acids. The transcript has a single exon. Gene Ontology annotation, cellular component: endomembrane system. The record is from RefSeq and is a predicted model, not a curated record. NCBI's taxonomy places the organism in Eukaryota, Fungi, Ascomycota, Pichiomycetes, Serinales, Debaryomycetaceae.
AUGAAGGUCCUAUUUAUAAUCCUCCUCAUCUUUGGCCUUGUCAGUGCCUGGAGUGCCGACGACUAUGAGAUUUUCAAGCUCAAUGACAAAGUCCGACAAGUAUUGGGCUCGGAUGUUACUUUUUAUAACUGGCUCAACUUGCCAAAUGGACCAAAGUCAACAGCAUUGGAAAUCAAAAAGUCAUAUAGGAAAUUAUCAAAAACACUCCACCCGGACAAAUUGUCGUUCAAUUCCAAUGCUGCAAGGAAGAAGGCGGAAGAGAAAUACGCCAUGCUAUCUUCCGUCAACAACAUCUUAAGAGACAUUUCGAGGAAAGAGAGGUACGAUUACUUUUUGGAUAAAGGUUUCCCGACAUGGAAGGGGACGGGGUAUCUCUACUCCAAGUUUCGCCCAGGUUUACUUUUGACAGUGCUUGUGGUUUACAUCCUUGUUAGCAUUUUACACUAUUUUGCUUUGAAAAUUAACAGAAGACAAUCUUUCAAGAGGAUUGCUGAUUACAAAAAUCAAAUCAAAAGUCAGGCCUGGGGAGGCUCGAUAGUACCACCUUCAGACGGCUCCGAUAGGAAGUUAUUCAAUGAGGUAAACAAUACCUCUUUUGUGGUCAAAGGUUCAGGAGAUGUCUAUGUUGAAAAUGACGAUGGACUUCAUCUAAUUGAUGAGUAUGACAUUAAUGUGAAUCCCACCUUUAAAGACACGUUAAUUUUCAAAAUACCCGCUGGGUUGUAUAAUUUGACGUUGGGAAAGGUUCUAACUCCUGUUGAUACAGCUGUCACUUACAAGAAGCCACAUUCAAAGCCACAAGAGGAAGACCAGGAGGUCGAACAAGUGAAAAAGAAGAAAUCUAAAGGUAAAAAGAUGGAAUUACCAAAUGGAAAGGUAGUAUAUAGUAGAAAGAAAUAG